Molecule: messenger RNA, 1809 nt
Organism: Anolis sagrei ordinatus
Lineage: Eukaryota; Metazoa; Chordata; Lepidosauria; Squamata; Anolidae
Gene: RAP1A
Product: RAP1A, member of RAS oncogene family
Biological process (GO): cellular response to cAMP; Rap protein signal transduction; negative regulation of synaptic vesicle exocytosis
Cellular component (GO): plasma membrane
Molecular function (GO): GDP binding; GTPase activity; GTP binding
Source: RefSeq, a predicted model, not a curated record
AUAGUAGCGGGAGCAUAUCUCAUUUGCAGAAGCAAAGUCUUCGGCUACAACUCUGCUCUUUCUCUUAGGAGAGGGUAGAUCUUCUGGAUGUUUGGGACCAAAGAAUGGACAUUUUGGCUUGGACCCAGAAGUUGAGCUCCAGUAUGUCUGGAGUACCAAAGUGGCUUGAGACUCUUUUUUGAGAUUCAGUAAUUUGAAUGUUCAUAUAUUGAUCUUGAGGCUUUUUCGACUGGACAAGGAAACGAUAGAGAAUAUGUAGCCCUUCACAGUAGUUGUAGCCAUUGACCAAAUUUGGCAUAGGCUAAUGGGAAUUGGAGGACAUCAACUUCUGGAAGGCUACAAGUUUCUCUCUCCUGCUUUACAUGGCUCAGCAUUUGUCAGUGUUAUGGAGUCCCUCAGAGGGAGUUCGGGAAGACCUCUAGCAGGUGCUGUCAACACUGAUGAGAGAUCUUGUAUGUCAAGAUUGUCAGUAUUUGUAUAGACCACAUCAUGCGUGAGUACAAGCUAGUGGUCCUUGGAUCAGGCGGCGUGGGGAAGUCUGCCUUGACUGUACAGUUUGUUCAGGGAAUUUUUGUCGAAAAAUAUGACCCCACAAUAGAAGACUCAUACAGAAAGCAAGUGGAAGUAGAUUGUCAACAAUGUAUGCUUGAAAUCCUCGAUACAGCAGGGACGGAGCAAUUUACAGCAAUGAGGGAUCUCUAUAUGAAGAAUGGUCAGGGGUUUGCACUAGUAUAUUCUAUUACAGCACAGUCCACGUUCAAUGACUUACAGGACCUGAGGGAACAGAUCUUACGGGUCAAGGACACUGAAGAUGUUCCUAUGAUUCUGGUUGGCAAUAAAUGUGAUCUGGAAGAUGAGCGUGUAGUUGGCAAAGAACAAGGACAGAACUUAGCAAGACAGUGGUGUAACUGUGCCUUUCUAGAGUCAUCUGCAAAGUCUAAAAUCAAUGUUAAUGAGAUCUUUUAUGAUCUCGUCAGACAGAUAAAUAGAAAAACACCAGUGGAAAAGAAGAAGCCUAAAAAGAAAUCAUGUCUGCUGCUCUAGACCCACUGAAUGCAGCAGCUCUGAGCCAGGACUACAGGAAUGAAGAACUGUUGCCUAAUUUGGAAAGUGCCAGCAUUCCAGAACUUCAAAUAACUACACCAUGAAUUAGCAACAUAUCUGAAGAGGCUUCUGUUUUUAUAUAUUAUGUGAAGAUUUUAGAUCUUAUAAUGGUUUGCACAAAGGUUCCUGGGGAAAAAAACAAAACAAAAAUGAAAUUCCUCUGUGUAUAUCUCUUGGAAAUUAAAGACAAUAGUACUUCUCCUUUGCAAUAGUUAACAGACAUGAUAAUAAAUAUAAUUGACUCUAGUUGUAUGAUUAUACAAAAGAGCAUGGAUGCAUUUCAGAUGUUAGAUAUUGCUACUAUAAUUUCAUAUUGACCUCUUACCAUAAUUUCUUUCCCAUCAAGCACUAAAAAUGGUCAGUCAUUAAUACUUUAUAUCUAUCAUGAUAGAUAUAACUAUAAAGAUUUUACCCUUUGAAUUCACUGUAGCAAAUAACUUUCCAAGUCAUUGACUUCAUUUUAUAUUUAAAAAGUUACAAAUAUCAUUAUUUUCAUUCUGCCAUUAUAUUCUAAUUAAAAUUGUGCAUAAUGCUUUGGAAAAAAAUGGGUCUUUUAUAGGAAAAAAAACUGGGGUAACUGAUUUCUACAGCUUUGAAAGCUAAAAUAUAUAAUAUACUAAACCAACUCUAAUAUUGCUUCUUGUGUUUUACUGUCACAGAUUAAAUUACAGCUUUUAUGAAUGAUUAAAUUUUAGUACAUUUUCA